Molecule: messenger RNA, 949 nt
Organism: Apodemus sylvaticus (European woodmouse)
Lineage: Eukaryota; Metazoa; Chordata; Mammalia; Rodentia; Muridae
Gene: Cd164l2
Product: CD164 molecule like 2
Exons: 6
Coding region: 178-696 (172 amino acids)
Cellular component (GO): cytoplasmic vesicle
Source: RefSeq, a predicted model, not a curated record
AGCCAAGCUCUACCUGGACCCUCCCAGAGGUCCCACCCACUAGCCACGCCCACAAGGCAACCACCCUGACCACGCCCCCGUUGCCCAGGUCUGGCUUCGGCUAGCUGGGCCAGUGGAGUCAAGAAAGGACGCGCCACGCCAGCUGUCCGCCGACCCCCAGUCCCGGCCCCCGCGCCCAUGGCCGCACCCGGACCCCGCGCCUUGCGUGCUGCUCUCUGCGGCAGUUGUUGUUGCCUCCUCCUGUGUGCCCAGCUGGUUCUAGCUGGUAAAGGAGCUCGUGGCUUUGGGCGGAGAGCCCUGCUUCACCUGAACGUCUGGCCUGCUGCCCAGGGGGGCUGCAAGCACCUGGGACACUGUGAACGCUGUGUGGACAGAGCCCACAACUUCUCUAUUUGUGUCUGGCAGCAGUGUGGGCCGGAGGAGCCAGGACACUGUGUGGCUCGAGAUGAGGUGGUCAAAGAGGGCUGCUCUAUCUAUAACCUCUCAGAGUCAUGCCCAGCUUCCCACCAUCAUUCCACUGAGGAACCGGAGUCAAGUUCCACAGAGAGUCCCCUCAUCCCUGAAGACCACAGCCCAGGUUUUAAUGGCGCUAGCUUCAUUGGGGGCAUCGUGCUGGUUCUGAGCCUGCAAGCAACAGCUUUCUUUGUGCUGCGCUUCCUCAAGGCCAAGAACAGCACUUACCAGACACUAAUCUAACCCCAGUGGUCCUGGCUCCACCGUGAAGGAACACAGGAGUCAGAGAUUGCCCUCUUGGUUGCCUUAUGAGCACUGGGGGUGGGACAAACUUUCUGGUCCCUGUAGGCAGGCUUAGCGCUGAUGGCUGACAUUCCCUGUCCUGAGCCUGGCACCUGCAGCUGAGAGGAUGCUCCCCACCUCAUGUCCCAGCCAGCCUGCCGGUGCCUCUUCCCACAAACCCACUUCAAAUAAAGGACCUGUUUCCACCCCAUGA